This is a messenger RNA of Nyctereutes procyonoides (raccoon dog), 1054 nucleotides long. RefSeq names its product membrane-spanning 4-domains subfamily A member 4A-like. The transcript has 7 exons. The coding region runs from base 212 to 910 and encodes 232 amino acids. Gene Ontology annotation, cellular component: membrane; Golgi apparatus. The record is from RefSeq and is a predicted model, not a curated record. Lineage: Eukaryota; Metazoa; Chordata; Mammalia; Carnivora; Canidae.
GGAAACAAAUGGCCAAACCAGGACGCUGGAGAAUGUUUUCUUCACACACUGUACAUCAGAGCAGACCAUCGUCUUUGAAUAUCGUAAAUUAGAGACCACACACCAGAAGGGAAAAUAACCCACUUGUGGUGUUCUGAGGAGAUGCAAAGGAUACAAAAUUUGCUGCACUGGAUUUUGCUAUUGAACAAGGUAGACAUUUCGAUGUGGAUCUAUGCUGACAAGUGUUUUCUUUCCUGGUGUCAACAGCAGCAAAGGAACAUUUGAGGCAGAGACAGCCCGGGACUACACAAUAAAUCUUCCUGAGAGUGAGCAUAUACCCCAACUGCGUGAACCAAGUACCUGGGUCUUGCCCUCCCAGCAGCAGAAGAGUCUGUUGCUCUUCCUGAAGGGUCAGCCCCAGGUCCUAGGGGUGGCUGAGAUCCUGAUUGGGCUGGUAAUGCUGUGCCUGGGCGUGACAAUCAGUCCUUUUCCACGUGACUAUGAAGGUGGACACUCCAUGACCACUAAAAUGGGCUAUCACCUGUGGGGAUCCCUCUCUUUCUUCAUAUCUGGAGUGGUGUCCAUCGCCGCUGGAAGAAAGGUAACCAAGUGUCUGAUCCAAGGCAGCCUGGGGAUGAACACGCUCAGUGCUACCGUAGCAGGCAUUGGCACAAGUAUGAUAAUUGCUGAAGAAAUAUACAUGUAUGAAAGCGCCAUGUGGAGGUCUCCCUAUGAAACUGUAUUUACGGGGCUGCUGACGGGGAUGCUGCUCCUCUCCCUGGGGGGAGGCUGCACCGCCUUGGCCCUUGCUGUCUCUGCCUGUAGGGCCGCCUGCUCCGUCAGCAAGGUGGUGGUUUUCUUACCAAACGAUGACGGCAGCCCCUCAGAAGUGUCUCUGGAACACGUGUACGAUGAGGUCACGUUCCAGUAGACCCCGGUGGUUGGGUAUUUCCAGUCGGUUUGACCUGUGUGUUCUCCCUCGUUGGGCUGUUGACCACACACGGCUAACCCUGCGCGGGCACGCCCGUCUGACUGUCCUUAGGUUCCUAUACUUGUGGUUCAUAUGUGACAAAAC